Meriones unguiculatus (Mongolian gerbil) is the source of this 2636-nucleotide messenger RNA. RefSeq names its product myosin light chain 3 (gene Myl3). The record is from RefSeq and is a predicted model, not a curated record. The coding region runs from base 1793 to 2395 and encodes 200 amino acids. The transcript has 9 exons. Gene Ontology annotation, cellular component: myosin II complex. NCBI's taxonomy places the organism in Eukaryota, Metazoa, Chordata, Mammalia, Rodentia, Muridae. Gene Ontology annotation, molecular function: calcium ion binding.
UCCUUUUGACGGCCUGUUGACACCUCUAGCCUACAGAGCCUCCAUCGGUGGAACUGAGGCUCCGGCAGCGAAUAACGGCGGAAGAGAGUUCCUGCUGUGAAAGCCGGUGCUCAUGAAAGAGGGAGCCACACCUGCACAGACGUCGGCGGGAACAGAGCUCAAUGUGUUUGCAAGAUGUCCUCACUCUCUGCAUCUGAAGCCACCUCAGUCUCUCCAUUUCUCAAAUCGGUGGCCCAGCCAGGCUGUGCUAUGUCAUAGUCCUCUGCCAAGGGCAGGGAACCAACGGAGGAGUUCCAAGGCUGGACAUUGUUGCUUGUGCCCCGGGGUGGGGUGUGUGUGUGUGUGUGUGUGUGUGUGUGUGUGUGUGUGUACCUUAAGAGUAGGCAUUGAGGGGUAGAAAGUGGGAUGAGAAUGUUAGGUUGGAGCCUAGGGACAAAGCUCACCCAGCACCUUGGGGUCUCUCAGAGAUGCAGGGUUCCCCUGGAGCAGAAGGAAGCGUGGGAGAAUGGGAGUAGCAGCAGAAAGCUUUGGGGAUGGCAAACGGAGGUGCAAGCAGGAAGGGACGGAGGGUGCAGCAGGCCGAAGGGGGAACAAGAGGCUAGAGCAUGUGGGAGGAGGUGGACACUGGGCAUCACAGGGAGGGGCAGAGAGAGGCAAGGGGGGUGUGAAACCUGAGACACUAGUCUCAGGGGUUGGCAGGAGCUAUAAAAGGAGCCGUUGAACUAUGUGGAGGACAGUCCUCGGGGAGCACCAUUUGUGCUUGGGGUGUUCCUGGAGACUCUGGGGCAGCAGCUGCCGGCCGUAACCAGGCACUCACACACAGGCACACAUAAACACCCAGACAUAAACACGACACCUUCUCGGACCCACACAGACAGACGCGAACGUGAACACCUGGAAACAGACCACAGAGACAGACACAGACUCUUCCCCCAGGCCCAGCCUGGCACUUCAUAGACCCUGCCGCAGAGAUGCCUAGACAACACAUACAAAUGUCCAGGGACCUUCCACCGUGCACACAGCCGGGGACCCUCCCCCCUGCCUGGAAAGGUGCCUGGACACAGAGCCACACCUACCUCCCCUUGCUCUGAAACACAGGCCCUAGGGACGCCCAGGUUCAAAGUUUAACUCAAGAGUGACCCUUAGGUCAUUCCAGCCCCUGCCAUGGUGCAUAGUUUGUGGCACAUACUUUUCUUAUUCAGGACAGGGUUUCUCUGUGUAGCCUUGGCUGUCCUGGGCUUGCUCUGUAGACCAGGCUGGCCUCGAACUCACAGCGAUCUGUCUGCCUCUACCUCCCUGAGUGCUGGGAUUAAAGGCAUGCAAUACCACACCUGGCUAUGGCACAUACUUUUCUAACCUUUACCUCUCCAAAUCUAUUGGCCUGCGGGAGAGUAGCUGUGUGUGUGUGUAUGUGUGUGUGUGUGUGUGUGUGUGUCUGUGUUUGUCUUUCUGUCUGUGUCUGUCCAUGUCUGUGUAACUGUGUGCUCAGAGCACAGGCUGAGCAAUGGGCUCUGUCUCCCUCACCCUCCCUCUUCCCAACAGGUGACUGGAGGAAUGGAGCACUCCCCUCCCCCACCCAUUCCUGGGCCUGAACAAUGCCCUCUCCAGGACCCAAAAUAGCCCCUUGAGCAGAGCCAAUGCCCUUUUAUGGCCAUGUCCCCAUUGUGCAUGUUAGGGGUGGGGCUGGGGUCAUGAGGUAUAUGGGCAGGAUAAAGCCCAGGGUGGCUGGAGGCUCACCUACCCUAUUCUCUUCAUCCUUCCUUCUUCCCGCCUCUCUGUGAUUACAGCUCCAAUGGCCCCCAAAAAGCCAGAGCCCAAGAAGGAUGAUGCCAAGGCCGCUGCCCCCAAAGCAGGCCCAGCACCUGCGGCUGCACCUGCGGCUGCACCUGAGCCGGAGCGCCCCAAGGAAGUGGAGUUUGAUGCCUCCAAGAUUAAGAUCGAGUUCACACCGGAACAGAUUGAAGAGUUCAAGGAGGCCUUCCAGCUGUUUGACCGCACACCCAAGGGCGAGAUGAAGAUCACCUAUGGGCAGUGUGGGGACGUCCUGCGGGCUCUGGGUCAGAAUCCUACCCAGGCAGAGGUGCUCCGAGUCCUGGGGAAGCCCAAACAGGAAGAGCUCAACUCCAAAAUGAUGGAUUUUGAAACGUUCCUGCCCAUGCUCCAGCACAUCUCCAAGAACAAGGACACGGGCACAUACGAGGACUUCGUGGAGGGGCUGCGGGUCUUCGACAAGGAGGGCAACGGCACGGUCAUGGGCGCGGAGCUCCGCCACGUGCUGGCCACUCUGGGUGAGAGACUGACAGAAGAUGAGGUGGAGAAACUGAUGGCUGGUCAAGAAGACUCCAAUGGCUGCAUCAACUAUGAAGCAUUUGUGAAGCACAUCAUGGCCAGCUGAGCCUCUCGCCGGAAGCCCAGGGCAGGCCAAGCUGGGGACAUCUCAUCUCGUGACUGUGAUGCUGACACCAGGUCUGGAGCUUCAGGAAGGAAAGGAGUGGGCCAGACUCCUGCACUUGGUCCCAGAGCGCUCUGGUGUGGUUGUCUUUUCUGACCCCUGUUGGGAUAUGCUUGCCUACCUGUGAAUGGCCUUUCUGUCCCCACCCUGUGGCCUUAUGAAUAAAUGAUUUCCUUCCUUCUUC